Molecule: messenger RNA, 1920 nt
Organism: Trypanosoma conorhini
Lineage: Eukaryota; Euglenozoa; Kinetoplastea; Trypanosomatida; Trypanosomatidae
Product: putative mitochondrial DNA primase
Exons: 1
Coding region: 1-1920 (639 amino acids)
Molecular function (GO): hydrolase activity, acting on acid anhydrides
Source: RefSeq, a predicted model, not a curated record
AUGUUUCGCUUCUCUCUUUCCGCGCGGCAGGCGUCGAAGCGCCUGAUCGCAGAGCUUGCGAGCAUUACUGCCAAGAAGGAGGCCGGCGACGGCAAGCCGAAGGCGGCUGCCGCUGCUGCUGCUGCUGCCGCCUCUGAGACCUCCGCGGCAGCCUCAACGGCCCCUCCCGCAUCGACGGGGGACGCCGCGGAGGCCUCGGCGGCAGCAGCGACGGUGCGGGCGGCGGCGGAGAGCGCCAUGCGGCAGAAGGCAAACGCGGAGCCGGUUGUGGCGUCAAAACUCGCGAAGCUCGCCAGGAGGCUGCGGAAGCAAAAGGCAGCAAGGGCCGACGCGACGCCCGGCGAGCCCGCAGGCGGCGACGUCGCGGCGCCACGCGUCGGGUCGACUGAUGACGCCGGCGAUGCCCCGUCGUGUGCGGCGGAGGCGCCGAAGGGCGCGGACCCCGCCGACGGCCCUGCGAGCAGCGAGGGACGGCCGCCGCCGCCGCCGCCGUCGAAGAAGAAGAAGGGCAAGAAGAAGACGGCGACGGCGCCGCCCACGUCAAAGCCCCACGGCCAAGAGGAGAAGGGGGACGCAAAGGCAACUCCCGCCGUCGCUUCUCCUCCUCUUCCCCCUGCAGAGGCUGCCGCGGCGGCGGAGGGGGUCCGGAGGCAGCCUAAAAUGGAGCAGCGGAAAGAAGAGGCGACCACCGCGACUCCUCCGCCGACACCAGAGAAGAGUGCGCCGUCGCAGAAGAAAACUCCGAUGAUUAAGGCGUUUCGCAUCGAGGAUGUGCUUUCGGCGUGUACCCCAAGCGAUGGCGUAUUCGCACGGCGGCUGCCACAGGGCGGGUGCCAAUUCUUUGCCUGGCCCGGUACGCCACUUGCCAUCGCCAGCAACGCCGUGUCCACCAUGCCUGACACGAUUCGCACCGUGCACGCCAUCUUUGGUCGUGAGAAGACGCCCAUUGACUUGGUGCUGGACAUUGACUGCCCCGUGCCGCCGGAGCACUGGAGCAUGUCAAAGGUUCGCCCAUUUCAAAAGAAGCUGCUGGACGAUACCAUGACGGUGCUGGCGGAAGAAAUCGGGGCCAUUGGGGAGAAAAUCGCCUCGCAGGUUGUGCUACAGUCGCCAAACCUGAAGAAGGCCUCCUUUCACGUCCACACAAAGCUGCGGGAUGCGGCCUUUGAGGACUACCACUCCCUCCACGGGUUUCUUCAUCGGUUUCACAAGAAAACCCCACACGUUGAUCUGCAGAUAUACCGCCCGAACGGAAUGCUGCGAAUGCAUCGCUGCAUGAAGGAAAACCACACAAGCGCGAUAACUGUGUAUGAGGACAAGAAGUGGAACAUUGGCUUCCCGAAUGGUGUCGUGCCCGACGCCGUCGCAGCGCUCCACUCCGCCUGCGUACGCGAGAGUGGGACGUACUCGCGUCUACUUCACUUUGACGCCCCACGAACACAGACAGUUCCCGAGGAGGGGGCAAGCGCCGGUGCCGGCGGGGUUGCGAAGGGGCCGGCGACGAUUCCACGCGUUUUGCUCCCCCUCACCGAGCGGGAGGCGGUGGAGACGGUCUCCAUGUGGCUUCGCACCGGCAUGCAGGAGACAGACGUUGGUGACUGGCGUUCGUGGAUCAAGCUCGGCAUCAACGCCUUCCGCAUUGCCCACCACUUCCGCGACGCCCAGUCGUUGGAGCGGCCUGCCAUGGAGGAGUUGCUCGAUGCGUGGGUGGAGGCCAGUAAGAAGUGCCCUACAAAGUAUAGGCCCGGCAUCUGCGAGUCCAAGUGGAGCAGCUUUGAUAUUGACAAACUUUGCAAGUUGCAGGACAACGAUUGGUGGAGUUCGUACCAGCGCAUUGGGCGCAUAGCCGCGUUGAACAAGGCGGCAGGGGCGGGCGGGGCAGCAAAGGCGGCGCCGUCGACAACGGCAGAACGGAGCUGA